UUUCAGUUAUUUGUGAAGUUCUCAUAUUAUAAUGUUUUUCUUUUUAUGCUUCAUAUUUUAAGUGUAUGUGAUUGGAUCAAUUGUUUUAUUGCCUUUUCAUGAACUAAAUUUGAGAUAUGGCUUUACAGGUCAUUAUGGGAACCAAAUUGAGAGCUGUUGUGGUAUCUUUGUUCCUAUCAUCCCUGCUUUUUCCUCUGGUCUUUUCUGCAUCUAACGAUGGCUUGGUUAGAAUUGGACUAAAGAAGAUGAAAUUUGAUCAAAACAAUCGGCUUGCUGCACGGCUCGAGUCCAAGGAAGGAGCGGCACUGAAAGCGUCAAUUAAGAAGUAUAAUCUUCGUGGUAAUCUAGGAGAAACUGAGGAAGGAGACAUUGUAGUGCUAAAGAAUUACAUGGAUGCUCAGUACUUUGGUGAGAUUGGAAUUGGUACACCCCCACAAAAGUUCACUGUGAUCUUUGACACCGGCAGCUCUAAUUUGUGGGUGCCAUCAUCGAAGUGUUAUUUUUCG
Molecule: messenger RNA, 506 nt
Organism: Camellia sinensis
Lineage: Eukaryota; Viridiplantae; Streptophyta; Magnoliopsida; Ericales; Theaceae
Source: RefSeq, a predicted model, not a curated record